AUGGCUGGAGGGCGCCUGCCCCGCUGCCAGCUUGGCACCUUGCGCGUGCCCAGCGAGAGGGGGCCGGACCCGUCCGCCCGCUGCCGAGCAGAGCCCGAGCCAGCGCCGCCUCUGUGCCCGCAGGCCUGGGCCGUCUACAAGGGCAAGUACCAGGAGGGCACGGACCGCGCCGACCCGUCCACCUGGAAGACGCGGCUGCGCUGCGCCCUCAACAAGAGCUCGGACUUCCAGGAGGUGCCGGAGCGCAGCCAGCUCGACAUCUCCGAGCCCUACAAGGUGUACCGCAUCGUGUCCGACGGCGCCAGGGAGCCCGACAAGGCCGCCCGCCUGGAGCCCCCCGCCCCGGAACAGCAGCGCCUGAGCCAGGCCGGCGCGGCCGGGCACCCCCCGACGGGAGCUAAGCACGGGCCGGACCAGGCCAGCGCGUCCUCGGACACGGAGGAGGAGAGCAAGAAGGACGGGCCGGAGACGGACCAGGGCUCUCCAGUGCCGGCCGUCUCGCUCUUGCCGAGCCAUCCCGCAGAGCAGGGAUACCGAGUGAAGGGGGUUUUCUACGGCUGGAACCCAGCCCACGGCCACCUGCUGCAGAGCCCACCGUCCUGCCCCAGCUACCUGCCCGUCGACAACAUCAACAACUCAGACUGCUGGCUACACAUCCGGCUGUACUACUGCGACGUGCUGGUGACCGAGUUCACCACGCACACGGCCGAGGGCUGCCGCAUCACCUACCGCCCCGUGCCCCCCGACAACGAGCGCCUCUACGGCCCGUCCUGCAUGGAGCAGAUCCCUUUCCCGCCCCCGCGCCUGCUCAGUGCCCACAGCGGGGUGGCCAGCGCCCUGGACGUCCUGGAGCGACUCCUGCCUCACCUGGACCGCGGCGUCCUCCUGUGGGUGGCCCCCGAGGGUGUCUUCAUGAAGCGCCAGUGCCAGGGCCGGGUGUACUGGAACGGGCCCCUGGCGCCGCACCACGACCAGCCCAACAAGCUGGAGAGAGAGAAGACCUACAAACUCCUGGACACCCAGCAGUUCCUGCAGCAACUGCGCGGGUACCUGAGCCGUGGGGAGCCCGCGCCCCAGUACCAGAUCCACCUCUGCUUCGGGGAGGAGUUCCCCGCCAGCCCCGGGCAGAACUUCCAGAAGCUCAUCAUGGCCCACAUCGAGCCGGUGUUCGCUCGCGAGCUCUUCCACUGUGCCCAGCGGAUGGGGCCGCAGUUGCUCCAGGACGCCGUGCCACCAAGUGCCACUGAUGGGUCCAGCCACAUCAUCCAGAUCCUGAAGCAGUUGUGCCAGCCCUGAGCUGCUGAGAGGGAGAGAGAGCGAAAGAGCAUGAGCUGGGAUCAGGACAGGGCCUCGACCCCCCCCAGGAGCUCCCACAGGUAGCACGGGAGAGGCGAUUCCCACCAGCUUGCAUCCCCCACCCCGCGUCAGUCGCAGCCCUCGUCACGGAGCCCCACGUCGAGCGCAGCCCUGGCGCGGCCACGUGCCCCGCACGCUCCAACCUGCCGGCCGGGGGCUUGAGACGGGUCCAGCGCCAAUGGGACCGGCAGCGCUUCAGUCGGCCGCGCCGUGCAGACGCAUGCUCUGCGCGCAAGGAUUGGUGUGCCGGGAGCCGAGCCCAGACUGGGGACAAGGGGUCGGGAUGCGACUCUCUGUAUUUAUUCAGAACAUUUGGUCUGCUUUGGAUCAGGACAGCUGCGAUGCCCCCGCUCCGGCUGGUGCAGCGGGGAGCCACACACCACCCAGGGACCCUGCGUUUUUAGAUGGAUACUUGAAUAAAACAUGCUGUUUCCAGA
Gavialis gangeticus (Gharial) is the source of this 1793-nucleotide messenger RNA. RefSeq names its product interferon regulatory factor 4-like. The record is from RefSeq and is a predicted model, not a curated record. The transcript is spliced from 8 exons. Gene Ontology annotation, biological process: regulation of transcription by RNA polymerase II; immune system process. The coding region runs from base 1 to 1296 and encodes 431 amino acids. Gene Ontology annotation, cellular component: nucleus. Gene Ontology annotation, molecular function: RNA polymerase II cis-regulatory region sequence-specific DNA binding; DNA-binding transcription factor activity, RNA polymerase II-specific; protein binding. Lineage: Eukaryota; Metazoa; Chordata; Crocodylia; Gavialidae.